UGUUCUCUGCACCAGACUAGUUGUUACCCUGGGAAGGACAGUGAUUUCCAUUUCAGUAGGAAUGCAAGACCUUGUUGUUUUUGGAUUAAUUUUCAGCCUUUCAAAAGUUUGCUGUGUGGUUCCUUACACAAACAGCAGUGCCGGCAAGACAGCUGAGAAUGGAAGCAAUGUCUUUGCGAUGGAGCAAGGGAAAAAGACUGGGCUCAAAGAGAUGAUGAUUGGGAAUUCAUCUUCUAACAACUGUCUUGUUGCUAAUAGAUCUCUUCGACAGGCAAAUUACGCUGUGGGAGGAAUGAAUAAAUUCAGCCAUAAACAAAAGCUUCUUUCAUACAGCAGGGUUGGAAGCAGGAAGUCAAACUUUGAAACAGCCAGGGGAAAAAACUGGUGUGCUUAUGUUCAUACAAGACUCUCUCCUACUGUGACGAUAGAAAACGUGCAGAGCCAUGUAUUGAUAACAUCAAAGUCAUGUAUUUUGAAAAUGAAGAGCUGCCUACCCAGGUAUCAGAUCCGGAAUCAACCUGUGUACAGGAUGAAGCACAAAAUUGUGACAUCAUUGAACUGGAAAUGCUGUCCGGGAUAUAUUGGAGCUGACUGCCAACCGAAAGAUUAUUUGAAGAGACAAGCAGAGGAAAACCAAGCUGAGAGUCAGAGAACUGGAGCUGAUCUCCCCAAGAAUCCUCAAUCCCGUUAUGGUCCAGCAUUAGCAACAAAAUUCAAUGACAAGCUGUAUAAUCAGGAAAUUAAACUGGGUCUUCUGCAAAAGAAGGUUGUAAACAUUUCUGCCAAUGUGAAUGAUGUGAGGAGUCUGCUGUAUUCCCUGGAGGGCAAGAUAAAUGAAGAUAACGAGAAAGAUCUUCAGUCAACUUCAAAAGGGACCAGAUCAAGAGGGAUUCAGGAACUGGUGAAAGAGCUGGUAACGCAACAGGUUCGAUCAUUUCAGGGGAAUAUGCAGGAGAUGGUAACUCAGAUGUACAAAACUAUCUCCGGUAUAAGUAAGGAACUUCAAAGUACUAAAGACAUGGUCAGGCAGUUAAAUGAGAGCAUUCUGUCACUGUCUGGGAAUGUCCACUCCACAACAGUGCAGCAAAAUCUGACAUCCUCCUCAGAACUCCAUGAAAUUCGGGAGCAAAUAAAAGUGCUCAGAGCUGAUGUGUCACAAGCUUGCCACAACGCAUCACAGGAGCUAACCAAAAAGCACGAAUCUCUUCUAAUGCAAUUGGAAGAGGAAUAUGAGAGCACCGAUACCCUCUCAGAAAAAAUAAACCAAACCUUUUCAUUAGCAACGGAAACCCAGGAGCUGCAUCAAUCCAGCCAGAUGCUCCAAAAUGUCCCUGAGCAAGAAGGUGCCCAGAGAAAUGAAAUGCUACAAAGAUAUUUGUUAAGUAUCAUGAAGAAUGUGAAAAAGAACAGCCGCUUUAUACUUCAAUUGAACAGUGACGUGAAUGCCCAUGAACUGCAGCUCUUAAACUUAACGUCAGCAAGUGGCAAGAAAGAAAUGGAAAUCAGAACUUGCCAAGGAAUGGUUGAAGAGUGCCAAAGUACCCUGGGCUCCAGGUUGCACCAAGCAGAGAAUGAAGUACACAACUUAAACAAAACAUUCUUUGAUAUUUUUUCCCGAUUAGUGGACCUUCUUGAGCCAAUGGAUGAGAAGAUUAGCAAUCUAUCAUAUGAUGUUGAAAUCCUCCAACAAUUGAUUGAAAACCAAGGGCCACCCCUUGAGACCAUCAGACCUAACUCUAGGCAUGUGCAAAGACAGGAUCUCACUGAACGUUUGGACAAACUCAGUUCCGAAGUGGCGAGCCUCAGUAUGUUUGUCAAAAGCAGAGUGGGAGCACAGUUGAUCAAAACCCAGAGCCAAACUGGCAAAGAAUCAUUAAGGGGAGUUCUGGCUGAAUGCCGCCUUGAAAUUGAGGAUGGUUUAAAUAAUACAAUGACUGUCGUUAAUGAUGCCAUGGAUUCAAUGAGAAAUGAUUACUAUACCUUGAAAAAUAAUGUCACUGACCUGUGGAGGUAUAUUUUAGAGCUGGUUGAUGAGAGCACCGUAAAGCAGAAUAAUGAGUUAACCUUGUUUCCACAAUUUGAUCAGUUGAAUGAGUCCUUUAACGUUCUUCUGGCUGAUGUUACAAAACACCAGAAUGCAUUGGAAAUGAUAGGUGCUCUUCAGGCUACAGAAGAGCCGGGGAGAAUUACACCUCCAGUCUUAACAAAUAUAUCUCAGUUGUUAAAUAAAACAGCAAUCAGCAUUGAAGAUUUCCAACAAAGGAUUCACCGUCUCGAGGAAGCCAUUCUUUCUUCCUCUCCAGACACCAGAGAUUACCAAUCUCGCAUUCUGGCCCUUGAAUCUCAGCUGAAGUCUGUGCUGGUGAACUCCAAAUUGUUAAGAAAGACCAAGCCCAAAGAAGCUAAGAUCCAGCCUGCGCCUCCAAAGUAUCAAGAGCUGAGCCGCAAAGUGUUGGGGCUGCAGGCCAAGUGGACUAAUCUGAACAGUACGGUCUACCGUAUGAAGGAGGAAUCAGACCAAACCCGGGGACUGUGCCAGAAUAUGUCGCUGCUGCUCACACAAGCAACCAACAGCAUCCCUCAAGUUACCAUGCCAGCAGCAAAGCCAAACAUCUCAGCUCUUCAGCAGGAGCUCAGAGAGUUUGUACAAACCACCAGUUGGACCACCGCUGAGCUUUUCUUCACCAAUAUCACUGUGUUCCUGGACAGGGCCAUUUAUGACCUUGUCAGGAACAUUACAAGGAUCCAGAAACAAGUUAAACAAUUGUACAACAGGCCAAAAGCUGUCAGGAAAAACAACUUCACAGUCAGUUCUGGAAGAAACCAAAGAUAUACCGACAAGGUCUCUGAUCCAGUGGAGUCUAUAAGCUGCAACAGUGCCCCAUGCCAGAAUGGUGGGACGUGUAUUAAUCAAAGAAAAGGCUUUGUCUGUGCCUGUCGCCCUCCGUUUGGUGGUCCCAGCUGUGACAUUAAACUACUGGAUGAAAAUGCCUUGAAGACAGAUUUCUCAAAAGGAUCGUACAGAUACGCUCCGAUGGUGGCAUUCUUCGUAGCACACACCUAUGCAAUGAAUACUUCUGGUCCAAUCAGAUUUAAUCAUCUCUACGUCAAUUAUGGUGCUUCCUAUGCACCUGCAAGUGGGAAGUUUUUAAUUCCUUUCCUUGGCGUGUAUGUCUUUAAAUACGCCAUCGAGUCCUUCAGCUCACACUUAUCUGGUUACCUGGUGGUCGAUGGAGUGGAUAAACUGGCCUUCCAGUAUGAUGGUAAUGGAGUUUCCGGCAGCAGGACUGUCACCGGUGAUGCAGUACUGGAACUUAAUUAUGGGCAACGUGUUUGGUUGAGAUUGACAUCGGGCUCGAUUCCAGAAAAAUUUCCACCUGUGACGACAUUUGGUGGCUAUCUAUUGUAUUGCACAUAGGACAAAAUAAUGACAUACAUAUAUAUUUGUGGUCAGCCAUGAAGUAAGCACCAGGGUUAUGUUAUGCAUUUUUACUGCAGAAUUACUCAGCUGAUAUACUUACAUACCCGUCCUUUCAGAAUGGAAAUGAAAUUUAUUGUGAACUUUAGAUGCUCAUGUUUAGCUUUGUGUUCUCCUGAAUUUAAAUUGAUAUGAGUCAGAAACUAUUGUUGAAGUAUUACAACAGUGUCUCCAAACUUUAGAAACACAUGAUAAUACUUGUAUUUCCUGUUGUGUGUGAUUGCACACUUCAAUUGACAGAUUGGAAAUAAUAUAGUACUUACUUAAACCAGAAUAACAGAGUUUUAUUCAACACGGCAGGAAUCUAGGUUGAAUUUGCCUCCAUAAAUUCAAUUUGAUUAAAGUCAUUAUCUGCUUUAAGUACUCUUAAAUGCAUCUAAUUUUAAGUAUGACUAUAUUAAUUAUAUUUAAAGUGCAAUUAUAGGUUUUAUCUGUUCAUGUUUAAAUAUAAUGAAGGAAAAUGAAUGAAUUAGCAAACAAAAACAUAAUGUUUCACAUAUUUAUAAAUACUUGAGAUGAACAAUUGAGAGAUCUUCAUCUGUCCCACUACCUGUAUGUUUGGGAUCAUUGGUAAGAGCCAGUAGUUGGUUGUUUUCAUUGCUUCAGUAAUUCAUUUGUCCAUUAGACAAACAAAAGUUAAGAGGGAGCAAGAUAAUUCUUUACUAUGAAGAGAACCAAAGAAUAUGGCAUUUGUAGUGGGAGUUGCGGAAGGAUCUGCUGUGAUAGAGCACGCAUAAGUGGCUAAAUGGCCCAUACCUGUUUCUCUUCGUUAUGUUCUUGUGAAUUCAUUACUGAAGUCUCAAGGGGCCUUGAAAUUUUGAUUAAUUAAUUGAAUUACAUCAAAGCUAGAGCAAACCCAAAUAUGCACUAUGAAUAAAUUAUUGUUAGUGGUUGUAAACCAUACUUAUGGCCAACUUCAGAACCACUCUUCUGCAAAAUAUUGGCAAUAUUUCAGCAUGUAAUCAUUCCAUGGAAAGCAUUCAUAGUUGUUAUGAUUUUAUAGAUUUAUGUUCUAGAUACAAUUGAAUGGAUGUGGUAGGCUAUCAAGGAGUGGUUUGAAGUCGUCCAUGUAAGUAUAUAUGUAAGAUAUAGUAUCACAGAAGUAAUUGAGGUUUUAGGUGAUAUUCUGAAAGAAAAGGUAUGAAUUUGGUUGUGGAAGGGUCAAUUGAGUCAGAUAAUUCAUGUAAGUUAUAUCCAUAAUGUAUUUUCUGAUUUGACAGAUGACACACCAAAACCACCCACUGAUUGGGUGAUAGGAAGCAAUAUAAUCCGAGUUUAACCUAGUUAAGAGAAGUGUACUGUAGAACUGCUGGAGACAUUUUGUGUAGAUCGGGUGCUGGCAAGAAGUGGGGUGUAAGCCCCACUUUAUACCCUGUCCAAAUUAUUUCUUAAUUGUUUUCAAGAGGAAUUUAUAUCAGUUUGGGCUUAAAUUGGAUAGGCCAUCAAAAGAAGACAUUCAAUUUCAGGAAUUGGUUUGGAGUUGAGGAGUGGCAGAGGUAAGGGCUACUUUACUUUAAGUUAUUGGGUGGGGUAAAAUAGGCUUUAAUGUGCCUUGGUAGUGUUGCUGCAGUUUGUGAACAUGAAUCUCAGCUGACAAGUGCCUCAUCACCAAGACCAGUCCAUUCUAUGUCAAUGAGAAAACAGUAAACAUAGAGGAUUGAUGAAUGGUAACAUGAUGUAUGCUAGUAAUACUGAAAUCUGAUGAAUAUUCUAAUGCUGUAAGUUCAAUUAUUACAACUACUGGUAGGCAGUUUAAAUUUAAUUAUUUAAAUAAUCUGGAAAAAGAAAAUCAUGAAGCCACUAGACUAUCUUAAAAAUGUAUCUAGUUUAUCUGUGAUGCUUGUAUCCACCAUGUUUAACCAAUAUGUGACUCCAGAGCCAAAGUAACCUAUUGAGACUAAAACAGUUUAUCAGGCCAUUCAGUUCAGGGACAAUUGGAGAUGGGCAAUAAAUGGUAACCUUCCAGGAGGAAAAUCCAGAACAUAUUCCUUUAGUGGGAUCAAUGGUUUAGAAAAUUAGCAGUUAUUAAAGAAAUGAUGCAUAGAAAAAUCAUUAAAAAGUUUUAAUCCUGAACAAGGCCAGCUGGUCCAUCAUUUCCAUACUGGUCAAAGAAAGUUAUCCUGUCAUAUGUCAUCUUAUUCUAUGGCAUUGCAGGUCAUGCCUCUUCAAGUACAAAUCCAAGUACUUUUUAUGCAUCUUUAAUCAUUAGCACCUUUUAAUGAAAGGAAAUCCAGAUUACCAAUUUAGGUGGGAAAAAAAUUCCUUAAUCCUUCUGAUAAUUACACCAAUUUUUUGUCUUUCUGAUGUUUCCACACUGCCUCCCCCAACCCCUGCCCCCACACUCCAUGUCCUCUCUCAUCAAGGAGUGAAAUAUCAAUCACAUACCCAGGGAAUUACCAUGCAAGACUUCAAAAGUCACAUAGCUGGGUUUCCUCCCCCACCAAAAGUAAGCAAACCUGCUCUUUACAGUCCUGAUGAAGGGUCUUGGCCCGAAACGUAAACCGUUUACUCUUUUCUAUGGAUGCUGCCUGGCCUGCUGAGUUCCUCCAGCACUUUGUGUGUGUUGCUUGGAUUUCCAGCAUCUGCAGAUUUUCUUGUUUGUGAUUGAAGCUGCUCUUUCUGAUAGUCCUCCCUCUUUUUGUUGACUGACAGACAUAAUCUUUCAUAAUUCCUCACAACCUACGCAUUUCGUUCAAAUUCAAACAACAGGCUCUGGUUCACUGAUUUACCCCUGGGUCAACAAUUCAGGAUAUCUGGUAAAAUCAACACAUACAAACAACUGAUUUGACCACAACAUCUGCAGUGUACUUUGUGUUUGCAGGAAAUCUGGUAUGGGUAAGAUAUGCAUUAGCAACAUUAUUUGAAGCAAAUCACAUUCAGUGGAAUUAAUUUGAGAAUUAUAUGUGCUUGGGCUAAUGUGUGUUCUUUACACACCCACUCAACAAAAUACGACCAUAAGCUAAGACCCAGGAGCAGAAUUUGUCUGUUCAGCCCAUUGAAUCUGCUCUGCCAUUCCAUCAUGCUUGAUAUAUUAUCUCUCUCAACCCCAUUCUCCUGCCAUCACCCAUGACGUUGGAAAGCCUGACUAAUCAAGGACUUAUCAACCUCUGCCUUAAAAAUACCCAAUGACUUUGCCUAUACUGCUGAAUGUGGUAAUAAGUUGCACAGAUUUGCCACCCUCUGGCUAAAGAAGUAUUUUCUCAUCUCUGCUCUAAAUGGAUGUUCCUCAGUUCUGAGGCUAUGUUGUCUGGUCCUAGGCUCCCCCACUGUAGUCACUUUUCUUAUGAUCACAAGACCUUUUUGGACAUUAUUAAUGUGGAAUUUUGCAAGUCCAAUUGACUGAUUUAUUGGAGGAUGGCAGAGGUGAAUGGCAGGUGAGCUGCAUCGACUUGGUCGUAGUGAGCACCUGGCCUCGAGCCGCGGUAUCAGGAGAGGGCGUUGGAGCCAGGGCGCUCUGCUAGGGGUGGGGUGGUGCAGUGUCCAAGCUGGAGUCUGCGCUGCCUCCAGUGUUCGCUCAGCAGAAGACAACUUGUAUUGUUUGACUGCUGACUGCUGCAACAUUCAUGAAAUCAGGGGCUUGGAAUAUAUUUUUUAUGUGUGACUGUUUUACUGAUAUCUUAUAUGUGCUGUGUGUGACUGUGGGUACUGUGUUUUGCACCUUGGUCCCAGAGUAACACUAUUUUGUUUGGCUGUAUUCAUGGGUAUUCAUAUAUGGCUGAAUGACAAUUAAAUAUGAACUUGAACUCGAACUAUAGGAGACAUCCUCUCCACAUUCACUCUAGGCCUUUCAAUAGUUGAAAGGUUUCAAUGAGAUCCCUUUCAUUCUUCUAAACUCCAGUGAGUACAGGCACAGAGCCAUCAAGAUCUCCUUAUAUGUUAACCAUUUCAUUCCUGGGAUCAUUCUCACGAACUUUUUCUUAGAUAAGGGCCUAAAACUGCUCACAGUACUCCCAAGUGUAGUCUGACCAAUGCCUUAUAAAGCCUCAGCAAUAUAUCCUUGAUUUCGUAUUCUAGUCCUCUCAAAAUGAUUGCUAACAUUGAAUUUGCUUUCCUUACCUCUGUCUCAACCUGCAAGUUAACUUUUCAGGAAUCCUACACGAGUACUUCUAAAUCUCUUUGCACCUCUGAUUUUUUAAUUUUCUCCUCAUUUAAAAAAUAGCCCAUACCAUUAUUCCUUCUGCCAAAGUGCAUGAUCGUGCACUUGCCAACUCUUUACUCCAUCUGCCACUUUGCCCAUUCCCCCAAUCGAAAUCCUUCUGCAGAUACCUUGGUUUUUGUAGUUUCAAAUUUGACACUUUUGCAACCAUCUCAUUCAAAAUUCAAUGCUCCUCCUUAAAGUGCAUCAAAAAAGUAAUCUUCUUUUCUUCUGCUCUUUCAAUUGGUCUUUACCUGCUUGCUGUUAUCAUUCAAAUCUCAAGAACCAAGUUCUACUUCAAAACGCAUGAGUACUCUACCUUUCACUGAAGAUUUUAUGGAUCUAAAGUGAUACCAUAUUACUAGUGAAAUCACCCAACUAUUAAAAUCAAGCAGCUCCUGUAAGCAUUUUUUUCAGUCUGAAUUUGAAAGAAAAUAAGAUAUCCCAACUUUUCACAACAUUUUAACUUCCUAAGUUUCACCAUUUCUUUACAAGACAUUUCCUCAUGUAUAUAUAGCCUUGAGAGGAUUUAACUUAGAUGACUGAAAUUAUGAAUUAUUGCACAAUUUUGCAACAAGAAUGCCCCAAAGUGUUUGAUAGCCACUGAAGUAUUGUUUUUAAAACAAAAUCACUAUUGAAUACCACAGUCAUCUUAAGCACAGGAAGAUGCAACAAACAAUCCAAUUUAGCCAAUUUGGUUGAAGGAUGAAUAUUAACCAGUACAGCAAGCAGAACUCGUAUUUCUUCCUUGAUAUGCAGCUGUGAGAUCUUUUAUGUCAACCUUUGGGGACCCACAUAGUUUAGUGUCUCAUUUUAAAGGCAGGACAACAGACUUAAAAUUUCAUGAAUAGAUAUUCAUACAUAGAUAACUAUAAUAUCCCAAUUUAGCCUUUUUAAGUUGGUCUAGUUCUUUAUAAAAAUGUAACUUUGAGAAUGUUCAGUCUGUAAGAGAGAAACUAUGCAGCAUUAUUCAAUUCCUAUUUGUAAUUAUUCUCAUUUACAUUAAUGUUAGCUGCACAGCAGGAGACAGAUGAACUUGUGGGCCUAUAAAGCCGUGGGAUUCUGAAUAUUUUAUUUAAUGUUAUUAGUUAUAAAUUUUACAUGCUAAGUUCAGCCACACAAAUGUUGCUUUUAUGCAAUUACCCAUGAUAUUAUGUCACUUUGAUACAAGCUCUGAGACUUCAAUAAUGUUGCAAAGUGUGUGAGCUAUUAUGGUUAAUAAUCGCUAAUGUUACUAAGAGUGCCAUCAUUUUUUUUUAACAUUUAUGUGAUAUUUUAUAACAGGAUUGCAUUAAGGUAAUUAUAACAAAAUGAAUAAGAAUCAGGCGCCUUGCAUCAUUUCAUGCUGCCAUGCACAUCGGUUAGGGUUGAUUUAAGGGCUGGGAAGCAUCUGAUUUCAGGCAGUGACAAUGAGGUCAAGAGUUUCAAUAAAGAAAGAUAAGGUUACACAGACUCUACUAUUGUUUCUGGCUAACAGCCAAUUACUGUAUGGCUGUAGGUUACUCCUGCGUUACUUCAGAUUGAGGUGACAUGCGAUGCAGAGUUUGCAGGCUUUUCACAUCAGCGGUAACUUGCAACUCCACUUCUGUUCCCUAUAUGGCUUCCGUGCACUUUGGAUGGGAGAACGUUGUCCUAAUAGCUUUCAUAAAGCAGUUGAUUAGGUUCAAUAAAAGGGGCUAGUCAGAAAAUAGGGAGUGUGUGGAUUUGGAGGGGAAGACAUUGAGGUUUGAGCUAAUAAUUGGUUGGGAUUUAGGGAUCUUGGUAAGUCAAAGUCAAGUUUAUUUGUCACAUGCAAAAAUACAUAUGCACACAGGUGCAAUGAGUAAAAUACCUGCAGCAGCAUCAUAGGCACAUAGCAUCAUAUAAGCAGCCAGUAAAACAGAAAUUAUACACUAUUUUCCCAAGAAAGAACUGAAUCAGAACAAAAACAAAACAUUGGGUUUAGAAACACACACAAAAUGCUGGAGGAACUCGGCUGGCCAGACAGUAUCUACGGAAAAGCGUAUAGGCGAUGUUUCAGACCGAGACUCUUCAGCAGGACUGGAGAAAAGAGAAUGAGCAGUCAGGUGUGGGGAGCGGAGGGAGAAACACAAGGUGUUAGGUGAAACUGGAAGGGGGAGGGGUGAAGUAAAGAGCUGGGAGGUUGAUUGGUGAAAGAUACAGGGCUGGAGAAGGGGGAGUCAGAUCAGAGGGAACGGAAGGCCAUGGAAGAAAGACAAGGGGGGAGGAGCACCAGAGGGAGGCAAUGGGCAGGCAAGGGGAUAGGGUGAGAGAGGGAAAAGGGGAUGGGGAAUGGUGGGGUGGGAGGAGGCAUUACUGGAAGUUCAAGAAAUCAAUGUUCGUGCCUUCAGGUAUAUCCUAUUUAUCUGUGAGACCCAACGUAGGCUGGGAGACUGUUUCGUUGAACACCUAUGCUCCGUCCACCAGAAGAAGCAGGAUCUCCCAGUGGCCACACAUUUAAAUUCCACUUCCCAUUCCCAUUCUGCUAUGUCUGUGUAAAGGGGGUUUCUUCUUUUUUCUUUGUUACUGUAUAUGUAAUCAAAAGGGCUUCUUUUGUUUUGUUAACUAGCAGGAAUGCUUCUUUGUUGCGAGAGAGUGCUGGGAGAAUUGUAUUCCUUUGUAAACCAAAUGGGGAUUAAUGUUCUUUCUUCUGAGUCUGUAAGCUUUUGUUGACGGGCUUUUGGGCAGAUCGGCGCGAGGGGGUUGAGAGAGAGGACGCAAUGCUGUAAACUGGGCGAGGAACGGACCCCAAGCGGGUGUCCGAGGCCCGGAGGUACUCCGAGGAGGGGGGAUGAAGCUAGGAGUGCUUGGUUGACCACUUCGGAGGGUCCUGAGCUGCGAGUUGAGGAGUUCGGAGGGGGUCGAAUGGUGGCCAGAAGACUUCAGUAAUUGAGCUCCAAUGGUUGUGCACGAAGUGGUUUGGACUUUGAUAAGUUUGGCGCCUUUUCUUUAUUUUUUCUCUUCAUAUAUACUGUAUUGUUAUUAAUCACUUAGUUAUAGUAACCUUUAUAAAUUGUACUCAUUUAAUCGCUUAUGGUGUACUGUCUG
Messenger RNA from Hypanus sabinus (Atlantic stingray), 10661 nucleotides. RefSeq names its product multimerin-1-like. The transcript has 8 exons. The record is from RefSeq and is a predicted model, not a curated record. The coding region runs from base 62 to 3418 and encodes 1118 amino acids. Lineage: Eukaryota; Metazoa; Chordata; Chondrichthyes; Myliobatiformes; Dasyatidae. Gene Ontology annotation, molecular function: protein binding; extracellular matrix constituent conferring elasticity; calcium ion binding.